GCAGGACUGACUGCUAAGCGAAGAGAAAGAGGUGCGGUGUUGCGUGACUGGCUGCGGGACGAUCGAGAGAGCGUGUGUGUUUGUUGUGUUGUACAGAUUUUUAUUCUCCUUUCACGGGAAAGAAACGACCGCACGCUUGGAAGAAGCAAAAUGUCGUCGUACAUCCAGGUCGCGGAGGACGAGAGCGACGAGCCGAUAGAGCUACCGACGGAGGACGAUAGCACACUCUUAUUGACCACCGUGACCGCCCAAUUUCCCGGAACGUGUGGCCUGAAAUACCGCAAUCCGGAGUCACGGACGAUGCGCGGGAUCCGUCUCGUUGACGGACGUCUUCAUCCGCCUGAGAAUGGAUGGGGCAAAGCAGUUUACUUUUGUGUCUUUCCAAAAGAGAACAAACGUAAAUCUGAUGACAAUUUGGAAAAUUCCACAGCUAAGACUAAAAGAAUGGAAACAAAGUUGCGUUGCACAGACUUGAUUGUACUUGGUUUACCAUGGAAAACUACCGAACAGAACUUGCGCGAGUAUUUUGAAACAUUUGGAGAAGUGCUCAUGGCUCAGGUGAAGAAAGACGCAAAAUCUGGACAAAGCAAAGGAUUUGGAUUUAUUAGAUUUGGAAGUUAUGAGUCCCAAUUAAGAUGUCUUGCCCAAAGACACAUGAUAGAUGGUAGAUGGUGUGACGUCAAGGUUCCCAACAGUAAGGAGGGAAUGAUUCAGCAAGUACCCUGCAAGGUAUUCGUGGGACGCUGUACAGAAGACCUAACCGCUGAUGAUCUGCGCGACUAUUUCUCCAAAUACGGCGAAGUGACGGACGUGUUCAUCCCGAAACCAUUCCGUGCAUUUUCGUUUGUUACUUUCUUAGAUCCCGAGGUGGCCCAGUCACUGUGCGGCGAGGAUCACAUUAUUAAAGGGGUCUCCGUGCAUGUGUCGAACGCCGCGCCGAAAUCGGAAGGGAACAAUAAGAAUUUCAAUAAUCAAGUGAACUCGAACAUGCGUAGAGGCGCCCCCGGCGGCGGACCGGUCGAGAAUAACGUGCAGGGUAACUAUCAGGGUAACCGUUACAUGGGACAUUCAGGUAACAAUAUGGGCCCGAACGGCUGGAACAAUCCCGGGAAUCGCGGGAAUCUGGACAUGCCGAAUCUACAAGCGUUGGGGAUCACCGGACAGAAUAACGGAGGCGGCGGCGGCGGCGGUAUGUCGAAUCCCCUGGCGAUGGGCGGUCUGAAUCUGUCCGCGUUACCGGUCAAUCCGGCCCUGGUGGCCGCCGCGUUGAACCAAGCAUCUUGGGGCUUGAUCGGUAACUUGCAGAAUCAGGGAAACGAUCAGGGAUAUUCGAACCAGCCUGGCCCACCUGGCCAGCCGCCUUCCGGGAACAAUAGCAUUGGUAACAGUGGCAACUCUGGCUUUCUCAGUUGGAUGAAUCAGGGUGGUAGUGAUGGUAAUACAGGCAAUCCUGGAACAGGUGGACCAGGCCCGAAUAACCCGAACGCGUCCCAAGGUGCUUGGCAGAAUCAUCCGGGGCAGCGUGAUCAGAAGUCGAACACCUUUCUCAAGUACGAGUAGACGUCUGCGUUCAAUCAACCGCCACCCUAACCAACCCCCCUCCUCCCCGGGACGGUGAUGUUUCUAGAGGAGGAAGAAAUUUCGGCGGCGAAUCCGUUCCUUUGAUCCUGACGCAUUAACGCACCAGCGACCGAGAGAACGAACAAGGGGGAGAGAUGGUCUAGGCAACCUCCUGUUUGUAGUAGGUACAAAUUCCAUGAUUUUGU
Molecule: messenger RNA, 1766 nt
Organism: Dufourea novaeangliae
Lineage: Eukaryota; Metazoa; Arthropoda; Insecta; Hymenoptera; Halictidae
Gene: TBPH
Product: TAR DNA-binding protein 43
Exons: 4
Coding region: 151-1560 (469 amino acids)
Biological process (GO): regulation of gene expression
Cellular component (GO): nucleoplasm
Molecular function (GO): RNA binding
Source: RefSeq, a predicted model, not a curated record